This is a messenger RNA of Mirounga angustirostris (Northern elephant seal), 9007 nucleotides long. It is a transcript of the gene KIF18B, whose product is annotated as kinesin family member 18B. Lineage: Eukaryota; Metazoa; Chordata; Mammalia; Carnivora; Phocidae. Gene Ontology annotation, molecular function: microtubule motor activity; ATP binding; microtubule binding. The record is from RefSeq and is a predicted model, not a curated record. Gene Ontology annotation, biological process: microtubule-based movement. The coding region runs from base 5271 to 7922 and encodes 883 amino acids. The transcript is spliced from 16 exons.
UCUGGGUGGUUCCCUCUGAACAGGACGGGGGCGGUGCGGGGAGCAGGGCUCUUCCUUCCACAUCUGCAUGGAGAUCGGGAUCCCUCUGCUCAUUUGUACCGGACCUGGACUGAGUCCACACAACCGCACGGGGUCCGGCCCUCUGUGCACCCGCUCUGUGGAAGGUCCUCCUCCUCGCUAGAACUGGAGACCUGGGACCCCUGCACAUCUGUGUGGAGUAGCUAAGACCCUCUCCGCACAUCCAUACGGAAGAACUGAUUGCAGAGCUGUGCCAGCGGCCGAAACUUAGUUAUUGGGGCACUCAGUAAAUAUUUGAUUGAAUAAAGGAAGGAAUGGAAAGACUACCCGUAUGACAGAAAACCAUGCCUUCUGCUACUGCUCCUAGGAUGCCUCUCCUCUUAGCUUUGGCACUUUUGGCCCUUUAAGAUAGAACAGAACAACAGAAUACAUGUGUAGGAAAUUUUUAAAAAGGAGUUCGAAGAAACUAAUGAAAUAGAAUUUUACUAUGUAAUAGAAUUAACUUAACCAAAAGCUGUAUCUUGGAAAAGACUAGUAAAAGAAGCCAAACCUCUGGCAAUAUUGAUUAUGAAAUAAGGAAAAGAAACAGAAUGAUCUUAGGAAUGACAAUAGGGGCAUAGCUUAAGUUACUUGGAGACUAAAGAGAAAGAGGGACUUCAGUGGAACACCCUUUUGACAAUGCUUUUGGACAAUUUUCUAGAAAAAAAACAACAGGAAACUGACUCAAGAAGUUAUGGAAAUUUUGAACACACCUAGGACCAUUGAGGAAUUGAAUUCAUUUAAAAUAUCCCCAUUAAACAAAACAAAAAACCAAAUAAGCAAUUGGAAGAAAUUAUUCUAAUCUUACACAACCUCUCCCUUAAAAAAAGAGAAAACAGUUCCAGUCUAUUUUGUGAUACCAAUAAUCAGACAGAAAGUUACCAGCCAGUCUUCCUUUAUAAAUGUAGUUGUGAAAAUCUCAAAUAAAAUAUUAGCAAUCAGAAGCUAGCAAUAUAUAUAUAAAAAAUAUAUCAUGACCUUUUAUCUCAGGAAUAUGAAAAUGGCUUAAGAUUAGAAAAUCUAAUACAAUUUACAGAUUAAAGGAGGAAAAUAUCCCAUUAGGCGCAGAAAUAGAAUUCAAUAAAAUUCAGUACCCAUCCAUGAAUUUUUAAAAAUUUGAUAAACUAGGGGCACCUGGGUGGCUCAGAUGGCUGAAUGUCUGGCUCUUGAUUUCAGCUCAGGUCAUGAUCUCAGGGUCGUGAGAUCGAUCUCCGCCUCAGGCUCCAAGUGGAGUCUGCUUGAGAUUCUUUCCCUCUGGUCCUGCUCACUCACGCUCUCUCUCUCUCUCUCAAAAUAAAUAAAUAAAAUCUUUAAGGGGUGCCUGGGUGGCUCAGUUGGUUAAGCGUCUGCCUUCAGCUCAGGUCAUGAUCCCAGGGUCCUGGAAUGGAGCUCUGUGUCGGGCCCCCUGCUCAGCAAGGAGCCACCUUCUCCUUCUCCCUCUGCCGCUCCCCCUGCUUGUGCUCACUCACUCUUUCUCUCAAAUAAAUAAAUAAAUAAAUAAAAUCUUAAAAAAAUUUUUUUUGGUAAACUAGAAACAGAGGUAAAUUUCCUUAAACCAACAGAAAGUGAAAUAACAGGAGCAUCCCCUAUGCAAUUAGGAAAAAGAUGAUUGUUUACUAUUGUUGCCGCCAUUCAAGGUUGUACUGAAGGUCCUAGCUAGAACCAUAAGACAGGAGAAAGAAAUACAAAUAAAGUUAGAAAGAAAUAAACAAAAUUAUCAUCAGUUACAGCCUUAUGAUUGUCUAUUUAAAAAGCAAAAGAAUACAGCUCCUUCCUCAGAACGACACCCGUAGAAAGAACCAGUGGUCUUUGGAUAGUGCCCUGUGGGUGCUAAAGUAAGGGGAGGUAGGAAUUGCAAAAGCCAGGCUACAGGGCAGAAUAGCCUAGGAUGACUGAUGAGUAAUGUCUCUGGUGACAGUCAGAACAAGGUCAGGCUCUGGCCUUGCUACUUACCAUCCCUGUGACAAGUUCCUUCCUGAGCCUCAGUUUCCCUUGUACAGUAGGAUUGUAACAAUUGUAUCAGCAACUACAGAAUGAGAUUGUUGUGGAAGUUAAAUGACACCAUUUGUAAAGCAGUUAGCAUAGUGCCUGAUGCAUAGUUAUGUGCUCAAUAAAUGGUAGCUAUAGUAGUAAUUAUUUUUAAACUUUUGGAUUCAGACCCUGCUCUUCUCUGGCUUUUAUUCAUUCCUAGGACAAACACCAUACAGCAUCUACUGUGUGCUGGGUCUGGUGCCUAGUUAUCUGGGGUGCACAGACUACAUCAGAAGGGGGUCCUGCUCUCUUGAAGCUUGAGGACAAGACACACACACGUGAGAGAUGUAAGGGAGUGAGGAAGGGGGCUGCAGCAACCCCUAUGAAAACAGAACAUCCACCUUCACCUUCCCAGCUCCCAAUGUCUGCAGGCAGAUCCCAAGUCCUCAGAAAUUCUCCAGGGGCUUCUAGGGAGGUGGGGCUUGUUCAGCCUGUCCCUAAGAGAGUGGGCAGAGGAGCCUACCCCGAAAACAACUGAAUCUCGGCUUCCCAGCCCCAGCUCAGCAGCGAACUAGCCUCUGGGUUUUAAUGAGCUGCCCUGGGUUAGAAACAGGACGUGACUGUGGCUGGCUCAGACCCUGAAGAUCUUAUUAAAGAAUCAUCUCCCUUGUACUUUGGGCUGAAAUGCUCUUUCCAACCGGGGAUCAAAGCAAACUUGACAAACGUUCUCUCAUUAAUCUCCCCAUCCCCCUGGGGUGGGAGCAGAUCGGUAGCUGUUCUCUCUGGCUCUCAAAGCGGGGAAGCUGAGGUGACAUUGACGUGGUGUGGCUGGUGGAAAGAGCUCCUCACUGGUCAGAUGCAGAGCCGACACCAGGACCCAGGCGUCCCAGCUGCAGCCCUGCCAAGUGUCACCCUACCCACCCCACCCCCACCCUGUGCCCCCAGCGCAGUCUCAGGAAGAAGGAAAACAUCUCAUUAGGCAAACAGUCUGCCUCACUGGCCCUCAGGAGGCGGAGAGGAGAGGACUGUAAAGGUUAUGCGCACUCCGUUGCCAGUGCCCUUUUUAAUUUCCUGCUUAGAAUGUUAGGCUGCUCUGUGGCUCCUCCUCAGCUCAAACCCUCCCCGUGGGGAGCUUGGCACUGCCAUUAAGCCACACAGCGUAGCCCUAGAUGGUGGGGCCAGGCACCACCCUCCGCCCUCACUUCUCUGGGUACAAGAGUGGGGCUCCCUGGGGGCAGGAAUGCAAAGAUGGGAGACAGGGACUCUCUCCGGGUGUUGAAAAUUAGGUACAGUCCAUAUAUCUGAAAGUGUUUGCAGAAUACGUAAUGCCAGUUGCAUAAAAGGGAUUAUAAUUAUUAUACAAACAUAUGGGAAUAUUACAACAAUGUGAUCAUGAGGACGUAAUAUAUAAUAUCAUUAUAAGGCAGAGUAGAGCAGGUUCUGCAGUCAGACUGCCUGGGUUGGAACCAAGCUCCAUCACUUACUAGCCCUGGGAUCUUGGGAAAGUUGCUUACCCCUCUCUGUCUCAAUUUUCUCGUUGAAAAAUGAGUCUAAUAAUAGUAUCUGUCUUGUGGGAUUGCGAUGGAGCUGAAAAGGAGAUGGUACGCAUAAGGUGCUUAAAACAGCCCCUGCCAUAGAGAGCACUUAGCUCUUCUGUUUAUUGUGGCAAUCCGAUGGCUGGGACAGGGAAAGAAAUACGCAAUGUAACAAGAUGAUUAUUGGUUGAUAUCUUUCCCUUAUUCUGCUUGAGGAAGAAAUUAAGACGUGUGGGGGUAGGGGACAAGAGUUUCAAAUCAGCUCAAUUCUGCCUCAUUCUCAAAGGAAAACCCAAGUUACUUACUGGAGUAUUAGGGAGAAAUCUCACUUUUCUUUGCUGAAUGACCUGGGUCCUAUCAGUGGGAUCUAAUCUUUCCCGGGAAAACAUUCAUCUAUUCAUAUCCCUCAGAAACAGCCCCUGUUCCUUAGCGCUGUUAAUAUAUCCCAAGAGUUGGGCUGAACUUUUCCAGGAUAGCCAUGACUCCUGCAUUCCAGAAAUUCCAUCUCUACCCUUGGUAGGCUGGCUUGAAAGAGAAAUGAAAAAAGCAGGGAGAGAGGUGUGAGGGGGAUACAAGAGGGAAUAGAUAAAUGUUUGGAAAUAUUACCAGGUCAACAUUAGGAAAUCUGUCUAUGUCACCCCCUGUAUUAACAGAUUAAAGGAUGGAGCACCUGGCUGGCUCAGUUGGUGGAGCAUGGGACUCUUGAUCUCAGGGUCGAGAGUUUGAGCCCCACAUUGGGUAUAGAGCCUACAAAAAACAAAAAGAAAAACAACCCCCCCAAAAAAACAGAUUAAAGGAGAAGCACUGUUAUCAUCUCAGCCCACGCCAAAAAAGCAUUUGAUAAAAUUUAAUGCCCAUUCCUAAUGGGCAGUGGAGGGUAGGGAACUAAAUAAAGAAGAGCUAAAAAUAGAAAGUAACUGUCAUUAUUUGCAAACUACAAAAUCAUUUAAUUGAAAAACCUAAGCGAAUCAAUGACAAUCUAUUAGAUCAGUUAUGUGGCCAGAUACAAGAUCUGCAUCCAGAAAGCAGUUGCUUUCCUAUAUUCUGGCAAAUAAAAAAAUGAAUUAGAAAAUGUAAUUUUAUUUAUUUUUUAAAGAUUUUAUUUUUUUUAAGAUUUAUUUAUUUUAUUUUGAGAGAGAGCAUGUGUGUGUGUGUGAGAGAGAGAGCAGGGGGAGGGGCAGAGGGAGAGGAGAAUCCCAAGCAGACAUGCUGCUAAGCAGGGAGCCUGACACAGGGCUCAACCCUGAGAUCACAGCCUGAGCCAAAGUCAAGAGUCAGACACUCAACCAACUGAGCCACCCAGGCGCCCCAUUAAAGAUUUAAAUUUUAAGUAAUCUCUACAGCCAGUGUGGGGCUCGAACCCACAGCCCUGAGAUUAAGGGUCGCACGUUCCACUGACUGAGCCAGCCAGGCUCCCCUGAAAAUGCAAUUUUAACAAAGGGCCUAUUCACAAUAUAAUAAAGACUAGACAAUAACCAGUAAUAAACCUAUCAAGAAAUAGACAAAACUCAUGUGAGGAAAGCUAUGAAAUUUUACUAAGGAUUAUAAAGGGAAUAAUGAAAAGAGAUACAAUGUUCCUAGAUAGAAAGGCUUGAUAUUGUAAAGAUGUCAGUUGUCCUCAUAUUAAUUUAUAAAUUCAAAAUAAUCCUAAUUAAAAUCUUAAGCAGGUUUUUUUCACAGAAUUCUGUAAGCUGAUUCCAAAAUCAUAUGCAAGACCAGAUGCCCAAGAACAGUCAAGAAAAAGAACAAGGUGUCGCCAUGGUGACGCUGGUGGAGGACAGCAAGGUGCGGGUGGUGGUGCGGGUCCGGCCCCCCACCCCGCGGGAGCUGGAGAGUCAGCGGCGGCCUGUGGUUCAGGUGGUGGAUGAGCGGGUGCUGGUGUUUGACCCUGAGGAGCCCGACAGGGGCUUCCUUGGCCUGAAGUGGGGCAGCACCCAUGAUGGCCCCAAGAAGAAGGGCAAAGACCUGACGUUUGUCUUUGACCGGGUCUUUGGUGAGGCGGCCACCCAACAGGACGUGUUCCAGCACACCACCCACAGCGUUCUGGACAGCUUCCUCCAGGGCUACAACUGCUCAGUGUUUGCCUAUGGGGCCACGGGGGCUGGGAAGACCCACACCAUGCUGGGAAGAGAGGGGGACCCCGGCAUCAUGUACCUGACGACCAUGGAACUCUACAGGCGGCUUGAGGCCCACCAGGAGGAGAAGCGGUUCGAGGUGCUCAUCAGCUACCAGGAGGUGUACAAUGAGCAGAUCCACGACCUCCUGGAGCCCAAGGGGCCCCUUGCCAUCCGGGAGGACCCCGACAAGGGUGUGGUGGUGCAAGGACUCUCCUUCCACCAGCCCACCUCAGCUGAGCAGCUGCUGGAGCUGCUGACCAGGGGGAACCGCAACCGCACGCAGCACCCGACCGACGCCAACGCUACUUCGUCCCGCUCCCACGCCAUCUUCCAGAUCUUCGUGAAGCAGCAGGACCGGGUUCCAGGCCUGACUCAGGCCCUUCGAGUGGCCAAGAUGAGCCUGAUUGACCUGGCCGGUUCGGAGCGGGCCUCCAGCACCCAUGCAAAGGGGGAGCGGCUGCGGGAGGGUGCCAACAUCAACCGUUCCCUGCUGGCCCUCAUCAAUGUCCUCAAUGCCCUGGCCGACGCGAAGGGCCGCAAGACUCACGUGCCCUACCGGGACAGCAAGCUGACCCGUCUGCUCAAGGACUCCAUUGGGGGCAACUGCCACACGGUCAUGAUCGCUACCGUCAGCCCCUCCAGUCUGACCUACGAGGACACCUACAACACCCUCAAGUAUGCCGACCGCGCCAAGGAGAUCAAGCUCGCGCUUAAGAGCAACGUGAUCAGCCUGGACUGUCACAUCAGCCAGUAUGCCACCAUCUGUCAGCAGCUGCAGGCUGAGGUGGCCGCCCUGAGGGAGAAGCUCCAAGUAUAUGAGGCGAGAGCCGGAGCCCCACCGCAGGACCUCCUGAAAUCCCCCAAAUCGGGCCCUUCCCAGCAACUGCUUCCCAGCUGCCCCUCACCAUCCCGCCUUUCCAGCCAGCCCUGCACCCCAGAGCUCCACCCAGGGUCUGCCGUCCUUCAAGAGGAGAGCCUGGGGCUAGAGACCCAGGUAGGGAGGGUCGUGGAAGGGAACUCUCCAGACCAGGAGCUGCCCCAAGAAGAUAAGGACAAAGGCCCAGUGGAGGAGGAGGUUCCAAUCCAGGUACCAGAGCAGACCCUCAGACACUCACUGCCAAGGUCCCCUGGCCUGAGCCUGCAGCCCAAGCCAGAUGUGGGCUGCCUCUCACCACAGAACUUGGACAGGGACCAUUCUAAGCAGUUGGCCCUGAAGGUGCUGUGCCUGGCACGGCGACAGCAGUCCCUGCUUCAAGCGGCCAAGCUGCUGACCCCCGACAUGAUCGCAGAGUUUGAGACCCUGCAGCAGCUGGUGCAGGAGGGAAAAGCUGAACCGGGUGCAAAGGCCUCAGGCGCACCUGGCCAGGCCAGGGAGGCACCUCUGGAGCCGUGUCCUGAGUCAGAUUCUCCAGGCUAUUCUGGCCCCGUGACCCGGACCAUGGCAAGGCGACUGAGUGGCCUCAUGCACACCCUGGGGGUCCUACCAGGGCCUGACUGCACCCCAGCCCAGGUAUCCCGGCGGCCCACAGAGAAGAAGAGGAGGAGGAGACCAAGCCCCUCGGAGCCUGACAGCCCCCCAGCCCCGAAGCCGGGGACCAAGCGCCAGCGCCAGUCCUUCCUGCCCUGCCUGAGGAGGGGGUCCCUGCCUGAGGCUCAGCCUUCACUCGGGCCCACCCCCCCCAAAGGGGGAAAGGCCUCCUCCUCGUCCUGCCACUCCCCUCGCGUCUGCCCAGCCACAGUCAUCAGAAGCCGGGUGCCCCUGGGCCCCUCUGCUGUGCAGAACUGCUCCACCCCUCUGGCCCUGUCUGCUCGGGACCUCAACACCACUUUUGAUCUCUCAGAGGAGGCCCCCUUGAAGCUGGGUUUCCACGAAUGUGCUGGCUGGGAGAAUGCCCCCCAAGAGCUGAACAGGCUGGAUCAGCCCUUCAUCCCCAGUGGACCUGAGUCCCUGUUCACCGUGAAAGGCCCCAAACCAACAUCUUCCUUCCCUGGGACCUCAGCCCGCAAGAAGAGGCGAGCUGCCAGUUCCUCAGUCUCCCGCUCACUGGGAGUGGCCCGAGGUCGCAGCCGCAUCGCGCGCCUCCCCAGCAGUACCUUGAAGAGACCAGCUGGGCCCCUCUUGAUCCCAGCCAACUGGCCUGCAGAGCCCCCUUCCAGUCCCCGCUGCCCUGGCAACCAGCAGGAACUGAUGGGGAUUGGGGGAGCCCUGUCAUCUGGGAGCUGUGUCGCCAAGGUAUCCUGACCCAGCGGCCCCUCAUGGCCCCCAGAACUGCCUGCACCAGGAGCCCUGGCUCGGAGCAGUUAAUGCCAAUACCCUCUUCUUUUAUUAACAUUCGUCGCCAGCCAUUCAUCCUGCUACCUGCCCUCUUUAUCAAUCUCUUGUUAUACUCAGCUUCUCAGCAUGUAUGUAUUCAUCUCGAAUGGUAACAUUUUAAAGGUGCAGCCAUCGGGACGCCUGGGUGGCUCAGUCAUUAAGCGGCUGCCUUCAGCUCAGGUCAUGAUCCUGGGGUCCUGGGAUCAAGCCCCGCGUGGGGCUCCCUGCUCAGCGGAGAGCCUGCUUCUCCCUCUCCCUCUGCCUGCCACUCCCCCUGCUUGUGCUCUCUCUCUCUGUGUCCAAUAAAUAAAUAAAAUCUUUUUAAAAAUAAAGAAAAGAAAAAAGAAAAAAAUAAAGGUGCAGCCAUCAUACCCCCCUUCCCCCAGUUCACAAUGCUCUCCAUGCAAGCAGGUGGCUUUGGGGGUCUUUGCUCCCCACCUCCCAUCUGACAGAGGGCUCUGUGCACUCAUGGCCUCUGUGCAGUGCGGAAGGGAUGCGGACGUGGCGGGGGCUCCCAGCUCGACUCUCCCUGGUUGAUGAGAGAGGGAGGCACCUUCAGCCUCAUCCCUGCAGCCUGGAGCAGGGGCCCCAGCCCCAGGUCACCAUCCUGGUGAUGAUGCAGAUGAUAGUAGUGUCUUGAUUUCCAAAUGAAGACAGCUUUAUUGUUUUUGCCCUAUUGUGAGCAGGAUGCAUACUCUGUGUAAAAAGAAGUAUAAAGGGGCGCCUGGGUGGCUCAGUUGGUUAAGCGACUGCCUUCGGCUCAGGUCAUGAUCCUGGAGUCCCUGGAUCGAGUCCCGCAUCGGGCUCCCUGCUCGGCAGGGAGUCUGCUUCUCCCUCUGACCCUCCCCCUUCUCAUGUACUCGCUCUCUCUCAUUCUCUCUCUCUCAAAUAAAAAUAAAUAAAUAAAUCUUUUUAAAAAAAAAAAGUAUAAAGAAGAAAGGGACAUUCAGCUUUAAUGCUCCCACCUGGAUGUCAGCGCUGUUAAUACUCGGGUUUCUAUCCUCUGAUCCUUU